AUGGGUUUUGUUUACCUUGCAGAGGCUGAGACGCGUCAGCGAUUGCUGCGCAGCGUCAAGAAAGAGGUGAAGCAGAUUAUGGAGGAGGCAGUCACUCGAAAGUUUGUACAUGAGGACAGCAGCCACAUUAUUUCAUUCUGUGGUGUGGUGGAAGCCUGUGUGUUGCACGGAUUGAAGAGGCGUGCUGCAGGAUUCCUGCGCAGUAACAAGCUGGCAGCACUUUUCCUGAAGGUGGGGAAGGUCUUCACACCUGCUGAGGAUCUGUGCAAGAAGGUGCAGGAGCUGGAACAGAUUAUUGAGAACAAUUCCAGACAGAGUCAGUCUCAGGCAAGCCAGGACAGUAUUCGAAAGCAACCUCAGAGUGCCAACCUCUCCCCUCAAGCCAUUAAACAUCUGUGGAUCCGGACAGCGCUUACAGAGAAAGUUCUGGACAAGAUUGUUCUGUACUUGGUGGAGAACAGCAGUAAAUUCUAUGAGCGGGAUGCUUUACUGAGGGACCCUGUCGAUGGUCCCAUCCUUGCAUCUUUACUGGUUGGUCCCUGUGCUCUGGAGUACACUAAGGCGAAGACAGCUAAUCACUUCUGGACAGAUCCUUCUGCUGAUGAGCUGGUGCAGAGACACCGUAUUCACAGUGGCCACUGCCGCCAAGACUCUCCUACCAAGCGUCCAGCUCUCAUUCAGAAAAGGCAGUCGAGUGGCAGCAUGGAUGACAGGCCGUCCCUGUGGGCUCGGGACUAUGUUGAGUCUCUCCAUCAGAACUCCAGGGCCACAUUACUGUUUGGCAAGAACAAUGUACUAGUCCAGCCGACAGAUGACAUGGAAGCAAUCCCAGGAUACCUCUCUCUGCAUCAAACUGCAGAGCUCAUGACAUUAAAGUGGACACCAAACCAGCUGAUGAAUGGCAAUGUGGAGUUUGAUUAUGAGAAAAGUGUAUACUGGGAUUAUGCCAUGACCAUUCGUUUAGAGGAAAUUGUCUACCUGCAUUGUCACCAACAAGUGGACAGUGGUGGCACUGUGGUCUUGGUAAGCCAGGAUGGCAUCCAGAGACCACCAUUUCGUUUCCCAAAAGGUGGCCAUCUGCUUCAGUUCCUGACAUGUCUGGAGACAGGACUUCUUCCACAUGGCCAGCUUGACCCUCCUCUGUGGUCCCAAAGAGGAAAGGGCAAGGUUUUCCCGAAACUACGGAAAAGAAGUCCACAUGGGUCCUGUGAGUCCUUUUCUGACAAGGACGAUGAUGAGGCAACAGAUUAUGUGUUUCGGAUAAUAUAUCCAGGAAGUCAGGAGUUUGUAGCGCCUGAGCUGAUAGACCCGGCCAUGAGCAUGUGGCAGCCUGCUCCAAGGAAGUCUUCCUGUUCGUCUUGCUCUCAGAACGGCUCUACCGAUGGUGGGCUUCUCAAUGGGUGCAACCAUGACAGGGCGCCAUUGAAGUUACUUUGUGAGACCAUGAAGUACCAGAUAAUUUCCCGUGCUUUUUAUGGCUGGUUGGCCUAUUGCCGUCACUUGUCUACAGUUCGAACACACUUGUCAGCUCUGGUCAAUUCCACCAUCAUUGAGCCUGACAUUCCAUACGAUGCCAGAGAAGGGCUCUCUGAAAAAGUGUGGAAGACAUUUCUACAGGAUAGUUCUACUUAUGAAGAGGCAGAGCUUCUCCGGCUUGUGUACUAUGGUGGUGUAAAUCCCAACCUACGUAAAGAGGUGUGGCCUUUCUUGCUAGGUCACUACCAAUUUACAAUGACACUCAGUAAGAGGAAGGAGGUUGAUGAGCAGGUUCGGGCCAGUUAUGAACAGACCAUGAGUGAGUGGCUGGGCUGUGAGGCUAUUGUAAGGCAGCGUGAAAAGGAGCAGCAUGCUGCUGCACUUGCCAAGUGUGCUUCUGGAGCCAGUGUAGAUCUACGGCAAGACUCUACUAUCAGCACUGAUUCAUCCCAAAGCUGCAGCAGCUCAGAGAAACAGAGCAAUGCCUGUUCCCAGAGUGACUCAAACUGUAGCACUCAGGUUUUUGGAUCUGUUGAUGAGGUUGACCCUAUUGAAUCUGAACCCAAACCAAAAGAGGAGAAGCCACAGCCAAAAAUUCCAAAUGGUGCCCUUCCAAACUGCACUAGUUCUCCAGACUCUGGACAUCCGUCCUCUCGCAACUUUUCUGUAACAUCAGGACUCUCAGAUUGCUCACCAAGCACAGAGGAGGCUUCAACACAGGAGUCUGGAACCAAAAACACACCACCUGAGCCAUUGGCAGUGACUUCUGAUGAGCAUCCAAAAAUCUGUACCCUUGAAAACAAUCUUAAAGAAGAACAAGCAGAACAGACCUUGCCAGCGCUAAAUGCAGACAAUCAGUUCACUAGUAAGGAAGAUUUGGAACUAGGAAAGAAGGAUCAGGAUAUUGCAAACAGGAAUCAGGUGACUGUGAAGGGGGAUACGGACACAGCAAAGAAAGAUGUUGACUUGCAGAAGGACAAUCUUUGCACAGCAAAGGAAGAUAAUGACAAAAGCAAGGAAGAUCCAGAAUCAGGCAACAAGGAGCUGGAUACAGCAAAGGAGGAUUCUGUCCCUGCAAAAGGACAUGUUGGGAAGGAAGAUGUAGACUCUAGCAAAAACUGUAUACACAAAUUACAUACAGGAGAUCUACCUGCAGAGGACGAGAUAAUCAAACCUCAGGAAAAUCACAAGUACUCUGAGAACUCUGAUUCCAAAGAAGUUAGCAGGACUGACAUGGUCAAGUCCAUAGACUCCUCAGAAAAGACACUCAAUUCUAAUGAAACAUUUGUGCAGAAUGUUAUAGUAGCAAACACGCCCCUUAAAAUACAGCAGUGCGAACAACCUGAAACAGAGGAAAAACAACCUAUAAACAGCAAAGAAAAAAGUGCGGGUGAAAAUGAUUCAUUAGAAGAAGGAAUCAAAGACUUACUAAUGUUGACUGAGACUCAGCAAAACAUUCAGUCUGGUGUAGAUAAAGUUGAGCUGGUCUCAAAGCAAGCUGCACAUUUGGAAAUGCAGCUAAAUACAGAACCUACUGGCAAGGAUGACCCUCCUAGAGCAUUGACUAAUGAAGAAUGUAUGGAAAAGGAUAAAAACUCAGACACUUUAAAACCUGAAGAUGAAAGAGAACUCUCUAAGUCAGAGAUUACCAGUGAACCUCAUAUGGACCCUUCUAAAACAGAAUCAAAGCUUGCUCAACCUUCUGUAUUGCAAGGUUUGGAGUUAAUCAACCCAUCUGAUGCUGACAAGUCAUCUGUGCAAUCCUUAAUAAACUGGCCCUCUGAUCCCAACAGAACCAAUCCGUUUAUCAAACAAAUGACCGAACCAGUGUCUGAAAGCUGUAUUUCAAUGAUGUGUUACUCGAAGCAAUCUCCAGACACAUCGGAUGAUUCACCAUCUGCUCUAGAAAUGGAGGAAAUACCAGCUGCUUUGGUUUACAUGCCCACCGAAAAUAUUUUAGCCAAGCCACCCAUUACACUAGAUCCCCCUCCUUUGGCUUUGUCAAUCCCACCAGAGAGGGCUGCAAUAGUUAUGCCUGCUCCAGAACUGUCUGUGGAAGCAGGUCUAAAUACCAGUCCUGAGGUUACUGAAUCAGUCCUGUCUGAGGAAGAACCAGAGAUGGAUAGUCUGUUUCCUAAACCAGAGUCUCUAGCUGUUGGAGGAGAACAUAAAAAUGAUGUAACAUCUCCAGUUUCUUCAAUUGGUACUACUUACUCUCAAGAACUGCUGGACUUGUACACUCUUAAUCUACACCGUAUUGACAAAGAUGUCCAACGAUGUGAUAGAAACUACUGGUAUUUUACCACUGCCAACUUGGAGAAAUUGCGCAACAUCAUGUGCAGCUAUGUUUGGCAGCAUCUGGAUAUCGGCUAUGUGCAAGGAAUGUGUGACUUGCUUGCACCUCUACUUGUUAUUCUUGAUGAUGAGGCCCUGGCUUUUAGCUGCUUUACAGAACUUAUGAAAAGAAUGAAUCAGAACUUCCCUCACGGAGGAGCAAUGGACACCCACUUUGCCAAUAUGCGCUCACUUAUUCAAAUUCUCGACUCUGAGCUUUAUGAGCUGAUGCAACAGAAUGGAGACUACACCCACUUCUACUUCUGCUACCGAUGGUUCCUCUUAGACUUUAAAAGAGAAAUGGUGUACGAUGAUGUGUUUUCUUUAUGGGAGACCAUCUGGGCUGCCCGUACAAUCUCUUCUGGCCACUUUGUGCUCUUCAUUGCGUUGGCAUUAGUAGAGUUAUACAGGGACAUCAUCCUGGAGAACAACAUGGACUUCACUGACAUUAUUAAGUUCUUCAAUGAAAUGGCUGAGAGGCAUGAUGUCCCAAAACUUCUGGUGAUGGCUCGAGACUUGGUCCACAAGGUCCAGAUCCUUAUAGAGAAUAAGUGAUGUUAUUCCCUUGCUUCCUAUUGUCUAAUGGAAAAAACUACUUGUGUUUAAUUACUUGCAUAAUACACUCUGUGUUUUGCCCCAGAUGUUAAAUGGUACCUUCCUCCUAAGAUCAAAGGGGCAGAAGUGAUCGAAAAUCUUUGUACAGUAGAUUAACUUGCUUAAAAGCAAUAACUCCCAA
Molecule: messenger RNA, 4546 nt
Organism: Trichomycterus rosablanca
Lineage: Eukaryota; Metazoa; Chordata; Actinopteri; Siluriformes; Trichomycteridae
Gene: sgsm1b
Product: small G protein signaling modulator 1b
Exons: 24
Coding region: 1-4365 (1454 amino acids)
Biological process (GO): activation of GTPase activity
Molecular function (GO): GTPase activator activity
Source: RefSeq, a predicted model, not a curated record